UAUUUUGUUUUGUUUCUGUAGUAAUAACUAGUAUAUUUUCUGAAUUAUGACUUAACUUUUAUAAGGCAAUAAUUUAACCAGCAAAUAUAAAAUUAAUGGUAAUCUAUGUAAGCAGUAUAGAUUUUAGAUAAUAAAUUGCGGUCGGCAGGCCAGGAAGGUUAACCAAGAAAACCCCAAAAUGCAAGACGUAAUACCCUUAUAUAUGGCCAAAUGUGUGGAGGAUCUUGAAAAGAUCGCGGUGCCACCCAAUUUGCUAAAGGCGACGAAGGCCCGGACAUUAGAGAAUGGCUUGAAGAGCUUGUACGUUACGUUAUUGACUGAAGUAGCAGACCAAGAGAAAUGUUUUGUAUUGUCUUUACGAUACCUCUCUUUAUAUGACAAACUAUAUCAAAUAGGUGAUAAAAAGUUCCUGUCUUCGAUGUACUCAUCUCAAGUGAAAAUGGUAACUCAAAAGUUAGUUGAGGUAAAGUCAAGCUUAGAACAGCGGUAUCGCGAUGAAGAACAGAAGCAGCAGGUGGUCCAGCGCAAAUCAAUUAAAGAUGUUGGAACUGAAACUGACUCUGAAGAGGAAGACAAUACACUAUUUAAAAGAGACUAUAUAUCAUGCAAAGAACUUUAUGCUGCAAUAGAAAGUGGAGUGGAUUUGCUGCUGGUUGAUAUAAGAGCCUAUAGUGAAUAUGAAGUCUCAAAAAUUAAAUUCCCAAACAUUAUCAAUAUUCCUGACAGUAUAAUAAAACCGGGCUUGUCAGCUAAUACAGUUGGGUUGGAAUUAGUCAAUGAAGCCAAAUACUUGUGGGAUAAAAGAGAUGAAUUUGACGCCAUUGUCUUUCUGGAUUGGAGUUCCAGUUCCAGUACAAUAACCAGUACCAAGUUAACCAUUAUGAAAACUGCUGUUGUGGAGUGGGAUUGUCUCAGAAGCUAUUCCCAAGAGCCUGUCAUAUUAGAUGGAGGGUUCAUAGACUUUGUGGAGAGCUAUCCGGCGUUAGUCACUAAUGUACACACCAUCAUUGCAAGAAAAAAUGAGGAUAUUGAUGAAUUGCUUGAGUUGGACACUGUGAUAUAUCCCAAAUCAAACAUAUCAGAGAUGCACUUGAAGGAGUUCACCAUUGAAAGACUCGAAGAGUCAUUCUCUAACGAGGAGAGUGAGGAGUUGAAAGUUGAAAGUUUAACUGAUGACCUACCAAUCGUCGCUGACGAAUUGAAAGAGGAAGCAGCUGACAAGCCGGCAGCAUUAAAAGGAGGUAAACAGGAAACUCCAGAAGAAGGCAAGGAGACUGUGGAAGAAACACGCCAGAGAUUACUUAAGGAAGCAAGAAUCAACAAAACCAAAUUAUUGAACUAUGCCAGGACUCUUAGCGUUACAGAUUUUGUUAGAGGAGACCCAUGGCAGCGGCCAAAUCACGCAGUGCCACCAUUGGUGAGGAGGGAAAUCAAGCCCGCAUAUUUUCCUCCCGGUUUCAAGGGGUGGUGCGGUUUAGUAAAUAUCCGGAAUACUUGUUACAUGAACACUGUCCUUCAGUGUUUGAAGUGCGUACCAGUGAUGCGCAAUAUUUUUUCAUUUUCUUCCCAUUAUGAGAAUUUAAUAACACGUGAACCUCCACUGAUUAUACACCCUUUUGCCAACGUCAUCCGGGAAUUAUGGGAAGGAACCGAAUCGCAGAAAAAAUUAUUUGUUCCGCAGGAGUUCUAUCUGGCAGUUUGUAGUUUGGAGCCUAUUUAUAGGCAAGGUAAUCACGAGGAUUGCAUGGAAUUUUUCUUGUUUUUGUUCAAUCAACUCAACCAAGACUGUGCCUAUGAUAUCGAAGCCAAGCGAAUCACGAUCGAGCGGGAAAAAGCUUGGUAUGAGCAUUUGCAAGGGAGAACCUCAAUAUGGGUGGAUUUGUUUUACCACCAGUUUCACGUUACCAGAAUUUGCGAGGCUUGCGGACUGAAAGCCGAUACGUACGAAAUCGACAAUACUUUGAUGGUGUCCUUUCCGAAUAAUUCUUCUUGUGAACAUCUGAACCAGUUAAUCGAGUAUACUAUGAGCAAACAGAAAAUUUUAGACUUCAAGUGCACCAAAUGCGACCACCUGGGAGUUUACAUGAGUAAAAAUAUAGUGGUUGAACCGGAAAUACUGGUUAUCGUAUUGAAGAGGUAUUAUCAAACGUCGUGGCAGGAAACGAAAAAAAGCAAUAGGUUUAUCAACUUUGACCUCACCAUGAAGUUUGGGAGGUGCACCUACAGACUGUAUUCCAUGGCGGAACACCAGGGCACCAUGAGUGCGGGCCACUAUUACGCUCACGGUUACCUGGACAACAAGUGGGUCGAAUUGAACGACGCGAAAGUCGGAAAACAGUCAGUCGAUUGGUCGACUGUGAAAAAAACCGUUUGUGCCUUUUUCUACUGCAAAAUCAAUAAAGCUAUGUGAAGUUACCCCCCACCCCCCUUCUAAUUUCCACAAAAGCUUUAAAUUAAAGAAUUAUUUAUUUUUGUUAAAUGUUGAAAGAAAGAGGUUUUACGUUUCAUUCCUAUAUAAAUAUAUUCUAGUAUAGUUAUUUUUGAUAAUGCUGUUACAGCGACUAGUCUUAGUGAUAAUAGUAAAUGUGACGUUCGUCUUAAUGAAUAUGUGCCGCGAACCACGAAGCCUUUUAGGUUUGCGAGUU
This is a messenger RNA of Cylas formicarius (sweet potato weevil), 2645 nucleotides long. RefSeq names its product ubiquitin carboxyl-terminal hydrolase 8-like. The transcript has 7 exons. Gene Ontology annotation, molecular function: cysteine-type deubiquitinase activity. Gene Ontology annotation, biological process: protein deubiquitination. Gene Ontology annotation, cellular component: cytoplasm. The record is from RefSeq and is a predicted model, not a curated record. The coding region runs from base 179 to 2410 and encodes 743 amino acids. Lineage: Eukaryota; Metazoa; Arthropoda; Insecta; Coleoptera; Brentidae.